AUGCGCGCUUGUUUGGCAUUGAUGGCAUGCGCCUUACUGGCGCAUGCACUGCCCACCUCCCUGGCGCCCGUUGGCGAUGCGGCCUCGCUGCCAAAGUGGGUGCCAUUCUACGUUUAUGAAUUUCCAGAGCUAGACAUUGAACAUCUGUGCGAACCAGAGGUGAUUGAGGAAUGGCGCAGCUUCAAGCAUGGCGAUGACAUGCUUUUUGCCGACCAUGCCCGCGGACGCCAUCCCUGGCGCGUGUCCGACCCGGAGGAAGCCCGGCUCUUCGUCGUCCCCGCCCCCCUUGCCUUUUACCAACGCAACGGGAAAUGCAAGGGAAAGUCAACCAAAGACAUUCUCCGUUCCUUGCUUGAAAAGCUCAGCCAGACCAAGUCAUGGCAGCGCUAUCAAGGCGCCGAUCACGUUUUCUCAGGCUCAGAUUGGGCUGUGCGCUUCUUCGCCAACGACGUCAUUCGGGCGCUCGUCAAGAACAGCAUCCUCGGACACAUUGAGAACUUUGAUAAUGCCCAUUGGCGAUGCACCGUCAUCACACCCUACUCUGGCUCAGUGUGGUCGCACAUGACACGCGCCCUCCUCUUUGAUGCACUGGAGAUGAAUCUCCAUCAAUAUGCCUGCGGUGAUGACGAUCAACGCAACUGUACCAUGGAGUUGGAGCGCCUCUGGCCGACCCCUGAACAGGCGUGGGGUCGUCCCUGGUCCGAGCGCCCAUACAUGUUCUUUCUCAAGGGGCAGAUUGACGCUCGCGCUGGCUAUCGCCAGCGUCGCCUCUCCUGCGAAGCUCUACGCGAUGUCCCGGGACCACAUGUGUGUGUCUCCGUGUCCGAUCCGGGCAAAUCCACCUACGAGCGCGCGUGCCCAGAUAACGUUUUCGCCGCUUUGGCCUGGGCUACCAACCACACUGGAACCUACAGCAACUGGUCUGAUCCGGUCGUCCCGGGAUCAAAAUCCGAGGAACACCUCGAGUCUGGCACGACGCCUGACCCACUUGAGACAUGGUCCCAGGAACGGUGCCGGUCGGGACACUCGGCCUUUGCUUACUUGUACCAGCUUGCCGCGAGCAAGUUUUGCCUCAUGAUCCGCGGUGAUACCCUGUCCAGCAAUCGUCUCUAUGAUUGUAUUCGCUACAAUAGCAUACCCAUCAUCAUUUCCGACGGCAUCGAGCGCGAUGGCCUUCCUUUUUACAGCCGCGUGCCUUGGCAUGAAUUCUCUUUUUUUGUCAAGGAAGCACAACAGCCUGAACAGCUUACAAAGGCCUUCGUGGACAUCAUGGCCACCCCGCCCGAGAAGCUCGAGGCCAUGCGUCAGUCCAUGGCGGAUCACAUGCCUGACGUCCUUUGGAAUAUGGCAGGCUCGCGGGUGUUUGAGAACUUCCUUCUGGAGGCAGCUGACCGCUGUCUCGACAAUCUUGAAACCUUCGCUUCCGCUUCAGAUAAGGAACAAGCAUAAGAGAAAAAAAUCAAACACGAACUGCCCUGCCUAAGAAUAGGAAGAUGAAUGUCGUCAAUUUUCGAGCGUGUGCAAUUCAGAUAAUGUAAACU
Messenger RNA from Monosiga brevicollis MX1, 1541 nucleotides. RefSeq lists its product as uncharacterized. Gene Ontology annotation, molecular function: glycosyltransferase activity. The coding region runs from base 1 to 1449 and encodes 482 amino acids. The record is from RefSeq and is a predicted model, not a curated record. The transcript has 3 exons. NCBI's taxonomy places the organism in Eukaryota, Choanoflagellata, Craspedida, Salpingoecidae.